This is a messenger RNA of Talaromyces marneffei, 1857 nucleotides long. RefSeq lists its product as uncharacterized. Gene Ontology annotation, molecular function: protein binding; phosphatidylinositol binding. Gene Ontology annotation, biological process: conjugation with cellular fusion. The transcript is spliced from 3 exons. NCBI's taxonomy places the organism in Eukaryota, Fungi, Ascomycota, Eurotiomycetes, Eurotiales, Trichocomaceae. Gene Ontology annotation, cellular component: mating projection tip. The record is from RefSeq and is a predicted model, not a curated record. Bases 1 to 1857 code for a protein of 618 amino acids.
AUGAAGGCCAUCCGACGGUCUCUCAAAGGAGACAAAGAGCCCAGGGCACAUCACAUCUCCAUCACACCCAAGUCUGCUCUCGCUAUCCUGCCGCCUAAAAAGGUCAUUAAAGCGCUUUACGACCACGAACCAGCCCCCGGCAACACCCAAGAAUUGGCCUUCAGCAAAGGUGAUUUCUUUCAUGUCAUAAGUCGUGAAGACGAUCCAGACUGGUACGAAGCCGCCAACCCCCUAGUACCCCACGCUCGAGGCCUGGUUCCUGUGUCGUUUUUUGAAGUCGUGCACAAAAACGAAAAAGAUCGCCAAAGCGGCGGCAGUAAGGAGUCACCUAAGCAGGAACUUCACGACUCUGGAUACUCGGACCGUCCUAUUCAUCACGAACGCCAGCAAUCAUCUACAAACACAACUAAGCAAGCAGCUUUCAGAAUGUCGGUCAAUGGGAAGGGAAACGGCGCCAUGGUAUACGGCGUUGUGGUAUAUGAUUUCAAGGCGGAACGUCCCGAUGAAUUGGAAGCCAAGGCCGGCGAAGCUAUCAUCGUCAUCGCACAAUCGAACCCCGAAUGGUUUGUCGCAAAACCCAUCGGUCGCUUGGGCGGCCCCGGUCUGAUACCAGUAUCCUUUAUUGAAAUCAGAGAUAUGACGACGGGACAGGCCGUACCGGAUGCGUAUGAUGCUGUCAAAAGGGCAGGUGUUCCUCGCGUCGAGGAGUGGAAGAAGAUGACCGCCGAGUAUAAGAACAGCAGUAUCACACUUGGCAAGCUGGAUGGAAUGGCCGCGACAGGCAUGCAAGCCGUCUCGAAUGAUAUGGAGAAAAUGUCUAUCAAUGGCAAUGGGGCAUCCUAUCCACCAUCGAAUGGUGCCAAUGGACAGGGCUACCAUUCGAGAUCGGAGAGCCGAGCAGGGACAUUCUCUCAAGGAUAUGCACAACAAGCCAAACCAGUGCAGCCGGCUAGCAACCGACUUCUGGCACCUAUAUCGGCUUCUAUCCCUCGGUACUGUUUCGAUCACGACAAAUACUGGUACAUUAUUGAGGCGAAGAUGGAGGACGGCACGCAUUGGGAAUUGUCGCGUUUUUAUCAUGAUUUCUACGAUUUUCAAAUUGCUCUUUUGACCCAGUUCGAGGAGGAAGCUGGACACAAUGGAAAAGCACGAACAUUGCCAUUUAUGCCUGGUCCUGUGACGCAUGUCACUGACGCAAUUUCCAAUGGACGGCGACAGAACUUGGAUGAUUAUAUCAAGAAGCUCUUGUCCAUGCCGCCACACAUCUCUCGUUGCACUCUUGUUUGCAAACUAUUCGCGCCUCGUCCCGGUGACUUUGAGAUUGAUCCUAAUGCAGUUGAGGAUACGUACCGAUUUUCUGGGGAAUCUCAGCAAUCUUCUGGUCACGAUAUUUCCCCAACUGACUCUCGCCAGUCGUCACAGGCACGUAUCAGCGCUUCUGCCACGGGAUAUGUGGCACCAAAUAGCGCGACUUCUGGUCGCGCACCUCAUCAACGUCAGCAACCAUCUUUGUCUCAGCAGAAUAGCUUCGGAUCGCAAUCACGCACAGAUCUCCAGAUUCCUCCUAUGAAUCGACAGACUAGCUCCCUUACGCAAGCAUCCAACAACUCUAGCAACAACGCCAUGAAAGUCAAAGUUUUCUUCCAGGACGAUAUUAUCGCUAUUCGAGUACCGAGCGAUGCCAACUUACACCAGUUGCAAGAUAAAUUGCGUGACCGAUUGAAGGUCAACAACGGCUUGGUGCUUCAGUAUCGGGAUGAAUCGACCAAUGACUUUGUCGAUAUGAUCAGUGACCAUGAUCUAGACUUGGCUUUACAGCGAAACUCGAAGUUGACACUUCGUGUUUCACUUGCAUAG